CUAGGCUGAGCGGCGUUUCCGGCCCCGCCCCCUUCUUCCUUGGUCCUGUCGGGCCCGCAAUGUCCCUGGUGCGGGUGACGCGCCCCCGCGCCCCGGGGAAUAAGCCGCCGAAGGCGAAGAAGAAGAAGCCUCCGCCCCCUAAGCGGGACUGGGACAACACUGUCCAUGAUUUAACAGUGCAUCGUGCAACUCCUGAAGACAUGGUGCGGCGUCAUGAGAUACACAAGUCAAAGAACAAAGCACUGGUGCAUGUGGAGCUACAAGAGAGAGCAUUGAAGAGAAAAUGGAAGAAGCAGAGGCAGGGGGCUCCUGAUUCCCUAGAGAAAAGGAAGCUGGCCCUCAUGCGAGAGAUUCUCUCUGAUCAGUAUCAGCUGCAAGAUGUGUUGGAGAGAUCUGAUCAAGCCAUGGCUGUGGUGAAAGACCUGUUUGGCGAUGCUCCUCACAGGCAUACAGGUUUCCCUAAUGUAACAAUGGCUCCUCAUUGUGACCUGGAAUCCUCUCAAGGUCCCAUUGUACAAAAAAGUGAUCCUCCCACACAGCUUUCCAUCCUUAGUGAAUCUAUCAUGGAUCCCCAGGCUCUCAAUGAAGUAGAAGGGGAGGGUUCCUCCAACUGUCAAUCAGAGGACAGUGUGAAUGAACAGGAUGUGUCUUUGCACUUCAAGUCCAACGUUGACAUACACAGGCUACUCCACUUACUGAAAGAAGAAAAUGCUGCUGGGGCUUCCCAGCUAUGGGCUGAGAAGCAACUGAGAACACCUCCCCCAUCACAGAAAGCAAAUGUAGCUGUGACUCCAACAACUGCUUUGCCAUCAUCAGGAGCUGCAGCCCUCAAUGCUACCAGAGUAGUCCAGAGAGUCCAUUCAAGGCUUCAGAAUGAAGAUGAAGAGCAGACUUCAGAUUCCUCUUACACUGUGAGACAGGUGCUGAACCCAAACCCAAGAAAGCAAAAGCAAGUUUCAACAAAAGCGAAAAGAAAUCAUACUGCACAGAUGGCUUCCAAACAGAGAAGAAAUGAUUCUCUUGCUAAUGCAGUUUCCUUCGAACUCCCAAGUGGCAAUAAAUCCAGCUUGGAUGUCCUGAAUCGCAUGAUUCACGAAGUGGAGCAUGAAAUGGAGGAAUAUGAGCGAUGGACAGGCCGUGAAGUACAGAGAAUGCAAAACGGUCAUGGCCUCACAGGGUUCACCGUGUCACUGGUGAACACACUCUGUCGUCUGAUGCGCUACCUCAAGGAGGGUGAGAUGCAGCUGCGUCAGGAAGCAACAAUGAGGCAGCAGCUUGAGGGGAUGCUGCAUGAACACAGAGCACUGAUUGAUGCUCUGACAACUGAAAUCCUUCUGGUCAGAGAAGAAAAUGCUGCCAUACAGAAAAGACUUCAGCAAUAUAUGGUGGUAACAGAUGAACAGUUGAUUUCACUCACUCAGGCAUUCAAAAGCCUCCCUGUAACAGAUCCUAACAGAGGGCAAAGUCCAACAGAUUUUGGAGUUACAGUCAACAGUCAAGAGAAACCUGCAUUAUACUCUACUGUGCCCAGGACCGAUAUUUUCAGAAGGGAGAACACACUUGUAUUCUCACAGGAGGAGCUGCCUGUGAAACUUCCCCAGUGGUCAAGUCCCCCAGACAUUGUAGUGGCGGGCAGCAGUUUGCCAGCUCAUAUGUUCCAGCCUGCAGUAUUGUUAUCUCCACCUAGACAGAAAAGUAUCCAGGAAUUCUCCCCUCUUCAGAAUGCAUUGAAGAAGACAGUUAACACAUAUCCUGCAUCCCACUUCUCUCCAUCUAUGGAAACCACUGUGAGAGAGCCAAACUGGCAAAAGAACUCAUCUUCCUCUGUGGGAACUCAGAACACUAAUGAAGAGAAUCGACUACUCACGCAGAGGUGGCGAAUUCCUCCUUCGCACAAAGACUUGGAGAGUUCUUUACCUUCAGAUGGGCAGCAAGGAAGAAGCACCUUGUCCCCAGUGGACAGAUGGGCCAUGGUUGGCUCUGAGGAUGAGCAGAAGCCCAGUGCACCUGAGGAGCACACUCAAAGCAAUGAUCUGCUAGGACAGAUAGCUGAGCUAACACUACAGAACUCUGUUAUCAAAGCUCAGCUGAGCAAAUUCAGAGAUCGUUCUCAAGAGGCAGGGGAUGGCCUGCAUCAGCCAGUUACAAAGCAAAAUAUGAACACUAGUUCAGGAUCAGCCAUGGAGGGACAGACUUUCCCAGAAGUACCAAAGAGCUUGGAGGAACGAAUAGCAGAGCUGAACCGCCAAAGUGCAGAAGCCCGUGGUAAACUGCUGCAGCUGAUAGACCAGCAAAAACUAGCCACUGUCAAUCCUAUCUCUCCCCCAGUAUCGCCUGUUUUACCUCCCCACAUAAAUUGGACUGAAAAUGAAAAGAGGACAAUUGAGGUGUCUGUACCAGUGGCAGAAACAAUGGACAGCUCCAAAGGAGAUACUCCUUCUCCUGCCAGUGGGACCAGUGUAAGAAGAUCUACGGGUGCUUCUAGCAAGACUUGUUCUACAUUAAGUACCACUUCGGGAAGUAUGAAAUUGACACCUGUCAAUCAGAGGACAAAGGUGGAGAGGCAAAGAGAAGAAGGCUGGUUUGCACUAUCGAUGAAUAUCAUGUAACUGAAGCUGAAUCGCAUAGACUUUAUUUUUUAAAUAUAUAAUUUUUUUUGUGAACCACCUGUAGAUUUCUGCAGUCCCUCUCCGCAAAACAUGAAUUUUAACUCUCAAAGUUCCUACUUGUCAGUGCCACUAGUAUACAGAGAUCCAUCAGCUUAUUAUGUUUAUGCUCUCCUUCAGACUAAUGCAAUUGCAAUUACAGCCUUGAGAGUGGGACAUAGAAGGUGGGAAUAGAAUGUGACAUUCCAGUCCCUAUUGGAUGAAGAGGAGCUAAAUUGAGGCUGAUUUUAGCCCAUUUCUAUACCUCAGCAAUGCAGUGACCCAUAUUAGAUAUGCUGAAGAAAGGGGCUUUUGGAGAAGACACCCAACUUAUUUUUUUUCGUGGACCAUCUCAGAUACAUGUCAGCACAAGAUAAGGAAAUAAAUAGGACAAUCUAACUGAAAAGAGGGGUGUGUGGGUGUGUGUGUGUGUGUGUAAUGGAACAGUUUGGAAUACCAUUAGUGAAUCAAUUUGUGGAGUCACUGUAAAAGACUUACCUCAGAAAUCAACUAGUUCCUUAUGUGUUGUGACUGGUUUGUGGAAGCCAUCGUCUUGUACAAAGAGAAUCCUCGUGUCUGAAAGUCAUGACAGAUGGGUUAGUUGUGUCCACAACACCACAGAGGCAGAUACUGUUCUGACUUUUGGCAUCUAAACUAUUCCCCAGCCUCACAUCACAACUCCAGUCUCACUGCUUCUGUGCCACAAUGAGCAGCUCUUCUGUGCAGCCCGGUUCUGAACUCUGGGACUGAGCAGGAUUUUCCUUUAUGUGGGGGGAAAUGUUUAAAGUAGAGAAUACCUUCCUUUUUCUAGAUUCCACUAUCCCCCUCACCAUUCCAUAUGUUUUUUUGAUUGAUUAAAUGACCAAAGGCUGCCACUUUCUUACAAUAUAGGGCCUGAUCAGAUUGCAUACAUUCUGUUUUCACUAAGUUAAUAUAAAUCAAUCUUUUCUAGUUUAGUUUCUCUCCUUUACCUGCCCUCUCAUCCACAUUGUGGUAGUUAGGUGCUCCCUCCUCAAUGUAAGAAAUUUCUUAAUAUUUUAGGGCAUCCAGGUGGGCAACUAGAUUGCUCCAUAGUUCAUCUGCUUGUCACCCUCUGACUUUUCCAUUUCUAGUACCUUAUUUUCCAUCUCGUAGGUGGGCCAGACAAUUAAGUGCUGCUUAGUCAGGACAAAGUCCUAAAAUCUGAUGCUUUGUGUUGUAAGCUACCAUGUGACAUGUCUGAAAAUAUACAAAGACAUCUAUUCAUUAUAGAACUAUAUUAUAAAACAGGUAUAAGCUCUUCAUCUCAGCAAGUUCUAUAGAUCUGUUCCAGUUUCUUAAAAUGAAAAGAAUUAGAGUAUUUUAUGAGAAGAGCCUCUGCUCUUAAUUCUGCUCAUCCUUCUUCUGUUCUAGGUGGACCGAUUGCUACUCCCAUCAGGUAUGACGUGAAAACAGAGGAUUUGCUGUAUAUGGGGAAUAGACUUAAAAAAUACUAUAAAUCUCCCCUCCUAAUAGGGAAUCCUCUGUUCUGGCAUUUCUCUCCCUAUACAUGCUUUGAGUGUUUCUAGGAUUUAAAAGCUAUGGACGUUUCUCAACUAGGUCUGCAGUGUGUUUUACAGAGGGAUCAGUUCAAAAAAAUCUGAGAGCAUUAGCUGCCUCUGGUCUUGGAGCAUGGCUAACCCGUUAGUUAUGACUUCCAGACUUGAAAAUUCUUUGUUUUAGGAAGACAUUUAUGGUACAUUUUAAAAUGUUUAAUUGAGGUUGUAACUCUUACCUACAGGCCCUUGGUCUCUGAUACAGUGGUGAACUACAUGGAGUACUGUACCCAAGUGCUACUGCAGCUGUGUUAAAUUGUUUUGGGUCCUGUGAGUACAUAUAAUCCAGGGGCUGUGAUCUUGUACAGGCUUAUUUGAUAGUUUAAUGUAUCAAUCUUUAAUUUUAAUGAUAAACUGUAAAUAAAAUCCAAUAAUCAA
Molecule: messenger RNA, 4597 nt
Organism: Gopherus flavomarginatus (Mexican gopher tortoise)
Lineage: Eukaryota; Metazoa; Chordata; Testudines; Testudinidae
Gene: SPICE1
Product: spindle and centriole associated protein 1
Exons: 17
Coding region: 60-2609 (849 amino acids)
Biological process (GO): metaphase chromosome alignment; regulation of centriole replication; mitotic spindle assembly
Cellular component (GO): centrosome; centriole; spindle
Source: RefSeq, a predicted model, not a curated record